AUGAGCAGCAAAAGAGUCGAGUCAGAUGCAUUUGGAAACAUCGAAGUUCCCGGUGACAAAUAUUGGGGUGCUCAAACACAAAGAUCACUCAAGAACUUUGAAAUUGGUGACAUCAAGAUGCCUCUUCCUAUAGUCAAGGCAUUUGGUAUUUUAAAAAAAUCCGCAGCCAUAGUCAAUACUAAGUUGGGUAAGCUUGAUCCAAAGUUAAGUGACGCAAUACAGCAAGCAUGCGACGAGAUCAUUGCCGGUAAGUUCAAUGAUAAUUUCCCGCUUGUGAUUUAUCAAACCGGUUCAGGAACUCAAUCAAAUAUGAAUGCUAAUGAAGUGAUUUCAAACAGGGCAAUUGAGAUUCUUGGUGGUGAAAAAGGAAGCAAAAACCCAGUCCAUCCAAACGACCAUUGCAACAUGUCACAAUCCUCCAACGACACAUUCCCUACUGUCAUGCAUAUUGCCGCAGUAAUGCAGAUUGAACAGCAUUUGAUUCCAAAUCUCAAAGAGUUGCAGAUUGCAUUCGAGACAAAGCAACAAGAGUUUGAACAAAUAAUCAAGAUUGGAAGAACUCAUUUACAAGAUGCCACACCAUUAACAUUGGGCCAAGAGUUUUCUGGUUACGUCCAACAAAUCAAAUACGGUAUUGAGAGAGUUGAAUCAACAUUGGCAAGAUUAUCCUUACUUGCUCAGGGUGGUACUGCAGUUGGUACUGGCCUCAAUGCACCCAUUGGAUUUGACAAGGCCAUUGCUGAAGAAGUCUCUAAACUUACGGGUCUCAAGUUUUCCACAGCGCCCAACAAAUUUGAGGCAUUAGCAGCACACGAUGCUGCAGUGGAGGCCUCUGGUGCUCUCAACACUCUUGCAGCAUCAUUGUUCAAAAUUGCAAAUGAUAUCAGAUACCUUGGUUCAGGCCCACGUUGUGGAUACGGCGAGCUUUCUCUUCCCGAAAACGAACCAGGUUCUUCAAUCAUGCCAGGAAAAGUCAAUCCUACUCAAUGUGAAGCAAUGACAAUGGUUUGUGCCCAAGUUAUGGGAAACAAUACCACAAUCACUUUUAGUGGUGCUUCAGGUCAGUUUGAAUUGAAUGUGUUUAAACCAGUGAUUGCUUACAAUUUACUCAAUUCGAUUCAGUUGUUGGGAGACGCAGCAAGGUCCUUUAGAUUGCAUUGUGUUGAAGGAAUCCAAGCUAACACGGAAAAGAUUAAUAAACUAUUGCAUGAAUCAUUAAUGUUGGUUACCGCCUUGAACCCAAAGAUUGGGUAUGACAAUGCAUCCAAAGUUGCCAAGAAUGCUCAUAAAAAGGGAAUAAAUUUGAAAGAGUCGUGCAUUGAGUUGGGCAUGUUGACAUCAGAAGAGUUUGAUCAAUGGGUUAGACCAGAGAAGAUGAUUUCUCCAAGUAAAUUGUGA
This is a messenger RNA of Lodderomyces elongisporus, 1398 nucleotides long. It is a transcript of the gene FUM11, whose product is annotated as fumarase. Gene Ontology annotation, cellular component: tricarboxylic acid cycle heteromeric enzyme complex; mitochondrion. Gene Ontology annotation, molecular function: fumarate hydratase activity. Bases 1 to 1398 code for a protein of 465 amino acids. The transcript has a single exon. Gene Ontology annotation, biological process: fumarate metabolic process; malate metabolic process; tricarboxylic acid cycle. The record is from RefSeq and is a predicted model, not a curated record. NCBI's taxonomy places the organism in Eukaryota, Fungi, Ascomycota, Pichiomycetes, Serinales, Debaryomycetaceae.